CUCUCCGUACCCAGCCCUCUUCUCCGCUCGCCCCUCCCUGCAGGUCGCCGGCCUGGCGCAGCCCGGUUCUCCGCAGCCGCUGGGCCCCAGCCGUCGUGCCCACGUCUGGCGGGGCGCCCGUGGUGGGUCGGCGGUGAGGUGAUUUCUUAGGAGGCACAGAAAUCUUUGAAGGGCCUUGUACCCUCCUGAAGGAUGGCAGAAGCAGUGUUGGUUGAUUUCUUUGGUUUGAAAUUUAACUCUCAGAAAAACAGUCAUCAGGCAUUACUAAAGACAUUGAAUGCUGUCAGAUACCACCAUGCUGCCAAAGCCAAGUUUCUUUGUAUAAUAUGUUGCAGUAACAUCAGCUGUGAAAGGGAUGGUGCACAUAAUCACUGUGAAUUAGAAGCAAGCAAUGGAUUAUCAACUCUCUUGAGAGGAUUUGAGACUGUUAGCAAUCCUAGUAUGGCUGCCUCUUUGUAUACUAUUAAGCAAAAAAUUGAUGAAAAAAAUUUGACCAGCAUUAAAGUAAUUGUACCCACGCACCGGAAGACAUUACUGAAGGCUUUUAUUGAUCAGCUCUUCACCGAUGUUUACAGUUUUGAGUUUGAAGACUUACAGGUGACUUCGAGGGGAGAUCCUUUGAAACAAUCCACUGAAAUAAACAUGAUCACAGCUCAAGAAGUAGAAGCAAUCCAGAAUGAAAUUCAAACAUAUUUGAGAAGCCUGCCAGCACUGAGAGGAGAGUUAACCAUUAUCACAUCUCCUUUAAUCUCAGCAGAUAUUUUCUUACACGGAUUUACUACAAGAACAGGUGGAAUAUCCUACAUCCCAACUCUUAGCUCAUUCAAUCUCUUCAGUAGUUCCAAAAGGAGAGAUCCCAAGGUCGUUGUUCAAGAAAAUCUGCGUAGGUUGGGAAAUGCUGUAGGAUUUAAUGUGGAGAAAUUUUACCGAAUAAAGACUGAUCAUGCCAAUGACGUCUGGAUUAUGGGAAGGAAGGAACCUGAAUCUUAUGAUGGAAUCACCACAAAUCAGAGGGGAGUCACAAUAGCAGCUCUUGGUGCUGACUGUAUACCAAUUGUUUUUGCUGAUCCUGUCAGAAAAUCAUGUGGUGUUGCUCACGCUGGUUGGAGGGGUACUUUGCUAGGUGUUGCUAUGGCUACAGUGAAUGCUAUGAUCACAGAAUAUGGGUGUAAUUUGGAAGACAUUAUUGUUGUACUGGGACCUUCAGUAGGACCUUGCUGUUUUACUCUGCCAAAGGAAUCAGCAAAGGAAUUUCAUAAUCUUGAUCCUGAAUGUGUACGGUUAUUUGAUUCACCAAAUCCUUACAUUGACAUUCGUAAAGCCACCAGGAUUCUUCUAGAACAGGGAGGAAUUCUACCACAGAAUAUUCAAGACCUGAACCAAGAUCUUGACCUCUGUACGUCCUGCCAUCCUGACAAGUUUUUCUCCCAUGUCCGAGAUGGCCUUAAUUUUGGUACACAGAUUGGCUUCAUAUCAAUUAGAGAAUGAGAUACUUGACUGGAUUUUUAUGCAACUGUUUCCUGCCUCCUUCUCAACUGACUACAAGAGGGAAAUUUAGCUGUUUGAUUUACUUAAAACCGAUGGAUUAAAUGGAUAAUUCAUCUUUUAGGUAUAUUUUCAGUAUUAAUCCAAAGCCAAAUGAGUUUCAUUUGAUUCCAGCAAAAUCUAGAUGAAGAUUAUUCUUUAGGUUUGUUCUGUUUGUUAUAUAAAUCAGUAAUAGGGCUGUUCAGUUCAGUAUUUACUGGGUAUACCCUAUUUGUCAGGCAUUGUAUGAAGAAUAUCUGAAUUAAAGUGGGUUAGACCUUUUCACCUUUAGUCUAAUGCAGUGAAGGAGAUAAACACUUAUAAUACUUAAAUUUAAUUUUGAUAGCAGCAGAAGAGUACAGAAGAAGGAAGGUUAUGGAAAGUGCCAUAGAGAAUAUGAUGUAUCAUAUGGGCCCAAAAGAUGCACAGGCUUUUGAUAAAUGAAGAAUAGCCGUAACAGAUAGAGGGAAUACCAUGAACUAGGGCUAUGAAAUUGAAAGUGUAAACCAUGUUCUAGAGAGAAAAGGGUGUAGGCAGAAGUUACUAGAAAAACAGGUUGGAAAGAGAUUAGUCUCAAAUGCCAUGUCAAAGAGUGUAGGGUUGAUUUUCCAGGUAAAGAAUAAACACAAAAAACAGGGUAGUGUUUUUAUUUCCUUAGCAUCAUUUGUAACAGGAUGGAUUUAAAUUGUGAGAGACCAAAGCAGAAAGAUGUAUUUACAUGGAGGCUUAAGUGGGUAGGAAAAGAAUAAAUGAAACAAGAUGGGAUUGGGAGGGAGACAAACCAUAAGUGACUCUUAAUCUCACAAAACAAACUGAGGGUUGCUGGGGGGAGGGGGUUUGGGAGAAGGGGGUGGGAUUAUGGACAUUGGGGAGGGUAUGUGCUUUGGUGAGUGCUGUGAAGUGUGUAAACCUGGUGAUUCACACACCUGUGCCCCUGGGGAUAAAAAUAUAUGUUUAUAAAAAAUAAAAAAUUAAUUUUAAAAAAUAAAUAAAUAAAAUAAGAUCAAACAAACAAAAAAAAAGAGGCAAAAUAUUUUUAAAAAGAAACAAUGAAGGCAGUGGAAAUUAAGAUGGACCAGACAUAGAGCCCAUAGAUCCUCUUAAUAGAUAACAAAGAUGACAGCUAUGGAGGGGAGAAAUUACUGAUGACUCUAAGCUUUCUGCUUGGUUGUCUAUCAAGAACAGCAACAAACGGAAGGAAGAUGUUUGGGAAAAGGGAGAAUAGUGAGUUUGACAUGCAGACUGAAGUAUAUCCAGUGGAUAUAUUUGGUCAAUGACUAGAAAUACAGACGUCACAUCUUGGUGGGAGCUGGUAGAAAGAUACAGAUUUAGAAGCUGGCUGUGCAGAGAUGAGGCCCAAGUUUGCCGGAGUAGGCUGAAUCAUCUAGGCAGAACUACACAGUGAGAAAAAAGGACGUUCAAGGGUGAAACCUCAUACAACAUGUACAUUUGAAGAACAAGAAGCUGAACAAGUUUAAAAAAAAAAAAAAAAGAUGAAUCAUCAGAAAUAAGGGGAAAAAAGCAGAGUAUACUUAUUUUGAAUAAAGAAGCCAGUAUGAAUGUGAGAGGUACUUGGAAUUUCCAGAGAUACAAGGUACAAGAAAUUUUCAGAGAUAGAAUAAAAUGUAGAAUGAGAAGGAAACCAAUGGAUUAACCAUAUCAAAGCUGUUCUACAUGCAAUGGUGGCAGAGUCCGAUUUCAGUGCAUUGAGAAGGAAUAUGCAUAGAUGUCCACUCUUCUUUAAAAGUAUUUAGCAGAGAAAAUAAAGCACUGGGAGCUGUGUCUCGAAGGAAGGGAUUUUUUUUUUCUUUCUUUUUUGACCAGUACUUGUAAGUAUAUUUGUAGGCUGAAGAGAGAAGUCACGCUGUUUUCACUUGGGAGAAAAUGGUGUGUCAUGUAAUAUAUGACAUGUAUUUUUAAUAUGAGUAGUUAGUUAUAUUGCAUCUUAAAAAUUUUUCUUAUUUUAUACACGUGGUCCUAACUGUACAUGCAGUAGCAUAAUGGAAAAUUACAUUUGUUAGGUAUUUACAAAGGACUUUUACAUACAUUACUUCAUUUUACCUUUGUAGCUACUCUGAAAUACAUUGGUCAGUUGUACCUCUCUUUAUUCAGAUGAGAAAACUGAGUCUCAUUGAGGUGGAGCUUAAAAUCAUAUAAUUUGUGGUAAAAUAAGAUUUGACCCCACAUCUUGUGACUUGAAAUCUCAUUUCAGAUUUUACAGUUAAUCAGAGAUAUCUAAGUUGAUUUUUUUUCAACUUCUUGUUAAUAUAAUCCAUUCAACCAAAAUUCUGUUGAGAUACUAGGGUAGGUCAAAAAAAAUCCAGUUGUUAUCUUUCACAUGUUUAAUAUCUAGUACAAGGUGGCAGUCAAUAAACCAGCAAUUUCAAUACUGUGAUUUAUGUUGUAAAGUUGUCACAACGUGGUACCUUGUUUAGUUGAAUUCUUCUAUGCAAUUCGUAACUCAGUGUAAAAUUGAAAUAAAAUACCUCAUUUCUUCCAGUUGA
Messenger RNA from Mustela lutreola (European mink), 4028 nucleotides. It is a transcript of the gene LACC1, whose product is annotated as laccase domain containing 1. The coding region runs from base 193 to 1488 and encodes 431 amino acids. The transcript is spliced from 7 exons. Gene Ontology annotation, molecular function: copper ion binding. Lineage: Eukaryota; Metazoa; Chordata; Mammalia; Carnivora; Mustelidae. The record is from RefSeq and is a predicted model, not a curated record.